Molecule: messenger RNA, 2190 nt
Organism: Dentiscutata erythropus
Lineage: Eukaryota; Fungi; Glomeromycota; Glomeromycetes; Diversisporales; Gigasporaceae
Source: the annotation of a GenBank genome assembly
AUGAAGGGUAAAAACAGUUUGAAUCAACAAAAGAACGAAAGCGAAACUUUGUGCGAUAUAAACAUGGACGUUAUAAGGAGUCAAUAUAAUUCUACGGGUCCAAUGGACAUGAGAUCAUUGUAUGGAUUUAAUAUACAUUUAUCUUUACUCUCCUCUUCAAAGUCAAUUUUUAAACAUAUUCUUGUUCAAUUUUGUAGUUGUAUCAGAGCAAAGAACCAACUACGAAACUUGCUAACAAUUUUCCAAUUAUAUAUCAGCGAUACGAGGGAUCCUACUAGAGAUGCAAAAUAUUUUUCGAAAUGGGAAAAGAACCUAAAAAAAUUAAAUGGAUUUAUAGAUCAAAUUAAUCGUAACGGAUCUAAUUUUGAGCUACCACAGGAGCUCAGAGGUUCAAAAUUGUCGACAUUAUCAGCUGAAAGUAUAAAUAAGGCUUACGUAUUAAUUAAUUCUAUGAAUGGUGCUAAUUCCCAUACGGGCAAUAAUCCGGAACAACCUUCAUGUCAGAAGAUAACCCCUAAUCGUAAUAAAUGGAGAGAAGAAAAACCCGGACACAUUGUCGAUGAUGAAACGACAUAUACUACCGAUCGACCAUCAACUUCAGGUGUCUCUGUUACUACUGCUCAAAAAUCAAACAAUCUAUCGAAUACCGAAAUACAAAUAAAAGAAGAUAUACAACCUUGUUAUAUGAUCUCAACACCAAAAAUGUCUAAGAAAUAUGACUCAUUCCGAAUUUUAGACGCUGGAAAAAAUGAGCUUUAUAUUAAAUUAGCCAAGGAGAAAGAAUUAGAGAAAGCAUCCGUAUUAAAAAUGAGAGUUGUUAAGAUACAAAAAGCAAUAGAUGAUGAUAAUAAUGGUCGCAUUUUGGAACAAAAAAUCAAUCCUCCAAAGGUUCUGGACCAGACAAUAGAAUUGCUUACUUAUUUAUCAAAGCACGAUAUAGUUUCAGAUAAAGAUACAGAACUUGUUAGUACGGUAACUAAUUCAAGUACAACUGAAGUGUUGUCUCCUGAAAUAGGAAUAAUAAAUAAGUUUAAAAAAUUGAAGUCGUUCAAUUUUAAAUGUGGUAGUGGUGAUGUUAAUGAAACAGCUUUGAAUUGCAUUUAUGAAAAUAGUCCAAUCCUUGCUGUUGCAUACAUUGCUUCGCGAGAUCCGCGUUAUAAUCAACCGGGCAACUUGCAGUUCCUUGACAUCGCACGGGGAGAAGCAUAUAAUCUUUAUGGACAUGUUGCACCGGAUUUAAAAUCGAAAGCUGAUCUAUGGACAUCAAUUACAGAUGUUAAAUUUUCGCCUGACGGGGAAUUUAUUUUCUCCGCAUCUACUGAUGCUACUAUCAAGAUGAAACUAGGAAUUUUAAGAAACCCUAUGAUACAAAAGCGGUCAGCCAAAAACCAAAAAACGGUUCCAUGUACCAAUUUGCUUCUUGUGAAGACUCCGGUUCAAGUCCACUCUAUAAGGAAAGACCAAUAUAAGUUUAUUUUGUCUUCUCAAGGAUUUCAAGAAGAUAAAUGUUACAGGGCUGGAAGUGACGUUUUAUUCGGACCGGAGAAUUUUCUCAUUGUUGGACACAAUGGUCUUUCAGGUGACAAACAAGGUGUUGUUAAGGUUUGGGACAUUAAUACAAGAAAAAGGGAAUCCUAUAUGAAAUGUUAUUUUUCAAGUGGCAUUAGUUGUCUAGAUAUGUCCCAUUAUGGAAAAUGGGUCGCUUGCGGAACUACUGGUGUUGAUAACGAAGAAGGUGAUGGGCGCAUGUGGAUCUGGAAUUUACAAUGCGGCUCGAAGGUAUACUGUGCAACUCAAGAGAGAGAUGCAAAUGUGAUAUCAAUAUCACAAGAUGAUAAAUAUAUAGCUCUUGGUGGAAUAUCCAAUACUGUCUAUGUAUUUGAUCCAAGAAAAAUGAAUAUGUUACUAUAUGCAUUUAAGCAUGAGGAUCCAAAUGAUGGUCUUCUUCAUGAUGGAAUAAUGUCAUUACAUUGGAUUCCAGAUAGCAGCUUGCUUAUAAGCGGGGGUAAUGAUAAUUGUGUAAGAAUUUGGGAUGUAAAUAAAUGCGGAAAACAAAAUCCUUUAGUUUAUCAGUUUACAGAGCAUGAUAAUCUUAGUCUUAUGACUGUUGGAGUUUCUACUGGAAAAAUUUAUGUGUAUUCUUCAAAUGAAAGUUUUAUUCAAGCUGGUAAUAGACUUAAAUAUUUGUAA